Ornithorhynchus anatinus (platypus) is the source of this 1727-nucleotide messenger RNA. It is a transcript of the gene TRMU, whose product is annotated as tRNA mitochondrial 2-thiouridylase. Gene Ontology annotation, molecular function: sulfurtransferase activity. Gene Ontology annotation, cellular component: mitochondrion. The coding region runs from base 23 to 1378 and encodes 451 amino acids. The record is from RefSeq and is a predicted model, not a curated record. The transcript is spliced from 10 exons. NCBI's taxonomy places the organism in Eukaryota, Metazoa, Chordata, Mammalia, Monotremata, Ornithorhynchidae. Gene Ontology annotation, biological process: tRNA wobble position uridine thiolation.
AGGACAGGACAGGCCAGGCCAGAUGGUGCGGACGGGCCGGCGGGUGGCCUGCGCCCUGUCGGGCGGCGUGGACAGCGCCGUGGCCGCGCUGCUGCUCAGCCGCAGAGGAUACCAGGUGACGGGAGUGUUUAUGAAGAACUGGGACUCUCUGGACGAACACGGAGUUUGCUCCGCCGACAGAGACUGCGAAGACGCUUACAAGGUUUGCAAGGUCUUGGAUAUCCCCUUUCACCAAGUGUCCUACGUGAAGGAAUACUGGAAUCAGGUGUUCAGUGACUUCUUAAGUGAAUAUGAGAAAGGAAGGACUCCCAACCCCGACAUCGUAUGCAACAAGCACAUCAAGUUCCAUUCUUUUUUUCACUAUGCCAUGGAUAGCCUCGGGGCCGACGCGAUCGCCACCGGCCAUUACGCCCGGACUUCUCAGGAGGACGAGGAGGUCUUCCUGCAGAAAUAUCAGAAGAGACCCGAGGGGCUGUUCAGAGACCGGUUUGAGGUCCGGAAUGCCGUGAGACUUCUGCAAGGCGCAGAUAGGGUCAAAGACCAGACUUUCUUCCUCAGCCAAGUGUCCCAGGACGCUUUGAGACGGACCAUCUUCCCCCUGGGAAGCCUCACGAAAACGUUCGUGAAGAAGUUGGCGGCCGAGAACGGGCUCCAUCACGUGCUCCAGAAGAAAGAGAGCAUGGGAAUCUGUUUCAUCGGGAAAAGAAACUUUGAAAGUUUCAUUCUCGAGGUGAGCCUCGGGGUCCCUGACCAGAAGGGGGUGGUGGGAGGACUGUGGGCGAGGGUGCGUGUGGGUGAAACACUAUUCCUCUUCUUCCUCCCCUUCCCCUCCCAACCCCUGCAGUAUCUGCAGCCACGUCCAGGGAAAUUCAUUUCCAUCGAAGACGGCUCAGUCCUGGGCACACACAAGGGCUGGUUCCUGUUCACGCUGGGUCAGAGGGCGAAAAUCGGCGGCCUGAAGGAUCCGUGGUUUGUGGUGGAGAAAGACGCCCUGACGGGAGACAUCUUUGUGGCUCCGGGCAGGGACCACCCGGCCCUCUACCGGGACCUGCUGCGCACCAACCGGGUGCACUGGCUGGCCGAGGAGCCCCCCGCCCCGCUCGUCAGGGACAAGAUGAUGGAGUGCAACUUCCGCAUCCGCCACCAGAUGGCGCUAGCCCCGUGCGUGCUGACCCUCAACCAAGACGGAACCGUCUGGGUGACGUCCGUCAAGCCGGUUCGGGGGCUGACGCCGGGCCAGUUUGCCGUGUUCUACAAGGGAGACGAGUGCCUGGGCAGCGGGAAGAUCGUGCGGCUGGGUCCCUCCGCCUACACGUUGCAGCGGGGCAAGCGCGCGGCCCCGCCGGCCACCAGAGAGGCCGAGGACGCCGAAAGCUAAGCGGAGGGAGGGUGGGCCGGCGGCCCGGGGUGGGGCAGGAAGGGGGGGCUGCACCCGGGGCACUCGUCACAUCGGGCCUUGCGCUCACCUUCCCACCCCCGCCCCAGUCUGCGCCUCCUCUGAGGAAAGGCAUGCCGCCUCACCCCGGCCCUCGGGGCUAGCCUCGGUCAUCCCUGGGCCCCAAGUUCCUUUGGACGAAAGCCUUGCCCCGGCUAGGCCACCUGUGCGAUAGCUCCCCGCCCCACCUGCGCGGCCCCUGGCCCAAAACCCGGUUGUUUUGAAAGGGACUGAGUUUGGCCUAGAAGCUGCCGGAUCAAUGUGUGUAAUAAAUAUCAGGUGAGAAAGGCAA